This is a messenger RNA of Gadus morhua (Atlantic cod), 1383 nucleotides long. It is a transcript of the gene hmces, whose product is annotated as 5-hydroxymethylcytosine binding, ES cell specific. Gene Ontology annotation, molecular function: single-stranded DNA binding. NCBI's taxonomy places the organism in Eukaryota, Metazoa, Chordata, Actinopteri, Gadiformes, Gadidae. The coding region runs from base 190 to 1260 and encodes 356 amino acids. The record is from RefSeq and is a predicted model, not a curated record. The transcript is spliced from 7 exons. Gene Ontology annotation, biological process: protein-DNA covalent cross-linking repair.
UCUAUCACGUUCUGUUUGAGUCGGAGUUGCCUGCGCAAGUUAAUUUAUGCAGACUAGACCCAGUAAGUUCAGAGCAGCCAAUACACAAGAAGUAUGCACAAUUGCACAUAGAAUUGAGCAGUGACGUUCAUUGUACCAGACACCCAACCGCUAAACAGUUCAACUUCCUACGGGCAACUACUUUUAAGGAUGUGCGGAAGAACUGCAUGUACUCUGGACCCAGAGGAGGUGAGCCGCGCCUCUCGCUACAGAAACCGCCACGGGCAGCGACGUCAGCCAAGAUGGAGAGAUGGAGAUGCAGACAAAUAUCGGCCGUCCUACAACAAGAGUCCACAGUCAUUUAGUCCGGUGCUUCUGUCUCAAAGACAUUUUGAUAAGGAUGCGUCAGUGGAUGAAUGUGUGGUGGCCGCGAUGCGAUGGGGUCUGAUCCCAUCCUGGUUCAGAGAAGAUGACCCCCGCAAGAUGCAGUAUAGUACCAACAAUUGCCGCAGUGAAAGUCUGUUAGACAAAAAGUCCUACAAGGACCCUUUUCUGAAAGGACAGCGUUGUGUCAUCCUCGCUGAUGGCUUCUAUGAAUGGAGACGACAGGGGAAAGAGAAGCAGCCCUUCUUCAUCUACUUUCCACAGAGCCAGCCAGACUCCGGUCUUGGAGAGGAGGAACAACCGGAUGAGAGUGACGUUGAGUUCCCCCCAGAGGAGAAGGCCUCAAACAUUGAAGAGGAAAGUGAAACAGAUAAGUGGACCGGAUGGAGAUUGCUGACUAUCGCUGGACUGUUUGACUGCUGGAAACCUCCUGGGGGCGAAGAGCCCAUAUAUACAUACACUGUUAUCACAGUCGAUGCCUCCCCAAACCUUCAGAACAUUCACGAUAGGAUGCCUGCCGUUCUGGAUGGAGAGGCAGAUGUGAGAAGGUGGCUUGACUUUGGUGAAGUGAAGUCAUCUGAUGCCCUAAAACUGCUACAGCCGACAAACAUUUUGACCUUUCACCCAGUUUCGUCUCUUGUCAACAACUCUCGGAACAACUCACCAGAAUGCCUGCAGCCUGUGGAUCCCCAAGCCAAAAAAGAGCCCAAACCUACAGCAAGCAGUAAAAUGAUGAUGAGCUGGUUGAAGGACAGCUCCUCAUCAAAGAGGAAAGAGCCAAGCAUCUGCGACGCCACAACCCGCGAGCAACAACCCAAGGCCAAGGAGGACCUCAAGUCUUCUGGGACUCUCGAGAACUGGCUGAAGAGCGCCAGCAAGAAAGCCAGAAUCGACUGAUUGUGUAAAUAGAGAUCUCAAAGGAUUGAUGUGCACUUUUACCGUCCCUUGUGUUCCAUAUGGAACUGUUUGUUGUCAGAAACAUCCUUUUUAAUAUGAAAUAAUAAAAGUUAAAUCCAGUUA